AUGGAGUCCUCCAGAUCGCUUCUCGGCUGCCUGGCGAGCGCCGCUGCCGCCCCGCCGGGGGAGGAUGCCACGGGCACAGGAGCCGAGGAGGAGGAGGACGAGGAGGAGGCGGCGGCCGCCGAGCUUGGCUCCCACGCUGCGCUGCCCUACUGGACGGCUGUAUUCGAGUACGAGGCGGCGGGCGAGGACGAGCUGACCCUGCGGCUAGGCGAUGUGGUAGAGGUCCUGUCCAAGGACUCGCAGGUGUCCGGCGACGAGGGCUGGUGGACAGGACAGCUGAACCAGCGGGUGGGCAUCUUCCCCAGCAACUACGUGACUCCGCGCAGCGCCUUCUCCAGCCGCUGCCAGCCCGGCGCCGAGGACCCCAGUUGCUACCCGCCCAUUCAGCUGUUAGAGAUUGAUUUUGCGGAGCUAACCCUGGAGGAGAUCAUCGGCAUUGGGGGCUUUGGGAAAGUUUACCGUGCUUUCUGGGUUGGCGACGAGGUCGCCGUGAAAGCAGCUCGCCAUGACCCCGAUGAGGACAUCAGCCAGACCAUAGAGAAUGUUCGCCAAGAGGCCAAGCUCUUUGCCAUGCUGAAGCACCCGAACAUCAUUGCCCUCAGAGGGGUGUGCUUGAAGGAACCCAACCUCUGCUUGGUCAUGGAGUUUGCUCGUGGAGGGCCUUUGAACAGAGUGCUGUCUGGGAAGAGGAUUCCCCCAGAUAUCCUGGUGAACUGGGCUGUACAGAUUGCUAGAGGGAUGAACUACCUGCACGAUGAGGCAAUUGUCCCCAUCAUCCACCGAGACCUUAAGUCCAGCAACAUUCUGAUCCUGCAGAAAGUGGAGAAUGGAGAUCUGAGUAACAAGAUUCUGAAGAUAACUGACUUUGGGCUGGCUCGGGAAUGGCACCGGACCACCAAGAUGAGCGCGGCAGGGACAUACGCUUGGAUGGCACCCGAGGUCAUCCGUGCUUCCAUGUUUUCCAAAGGCAGUGACGUGUGGAGCUAUGGAGUGCUGCUUUGGGAACUGCUGACCGGCGAGGUGCCCUUCCGAGGCAUUGAUGGCUUAGCAGUGGCCUAUGGAGUGGCCAUGAAUAAACUCGCCCUUCCUAUCCCUUCUACAUGUCCAGAACCUUUUGCCAAACUCAUGGAAGACUGCUGGAAUCCUGACCCCCACUCACGCCCAUCUUUCACCAGUAUCCUGGACCAGCUCACGACCAUAGAAGAGUCUGGUUUCUUCGAGAUGCCCAAGGACUCCUUCCACUGCCUGCAGGAUGACUGGAAACAGGAGAUUCAGGAAAUGUUUGACCAACUCAGGGCCAAAGAAAAGGAGCUCCGCACCUGGGAGGAGGAGCUGACCCGGGCUGCGCUCCAGCAGAAGAACCAGGAGGAGCUGCUGCGACGCAGGGAGCAGGAACUGGCUGAGCGGGAGAUCGACAUCCUGGAGCGGGAGCUCAACAUCAUCAUCCACCAGCUGUGCCAGGAAAAGCCCCGGGUGAAGAAACGCAAGGGCAAGUUCAGGAAGAGCCGACUGAAGCUCAAGGAUGGAAACCGCAUCAGCCUCCCCUCCGAUUUCCAGCACAAGUUCACGGUGCAAGCCUCCCCAACCAUGGAUAAAAGGAAGAGUCUCCUCAGCAGCCGAUCGAGCCCUCCUGCUAGCCCCACCAUCAUCCCUCGCCUUCGAGCCAUCCAGUUGACACCAGGUGAAAGCAGUAAAACCUGGGGCCGGAGCUCAGUUGUCCCAAAAGAGGAAGGGGAGGAGGAGGACAAGAGGCUCCCAAAGAAGAAGGGCCGGACGUGGGGACCAGGAACACUUGGGCAGAAAGAGCUCACCUCAGGAGAUGAAGGAUCCCCUCAGAGACGGGAAAAAACUAAUGGCUUAAGUACCCCUUCAGAGUCUGCACAUUUCCACUUGGGCCUCAAGUCCCUGGUAGAUGGAUACAAACAGUGGUCAUCCAGUGCCCCCAACUUGGGGAAGGGCCCAAGGAAUAGCCCUGCUCUACCUGGGUUCACCAGUCUUAUGGAAAUAGUCUGUAUUUCUCUGCUGUUUAUCUUGCUUUCAGAGGAUGAAGAUGGUGAAGGCCCGGGAAAUGGAGAGAGUCAUCUCCAGCAUUCGCCCAACCAGUCCUACCUCUGUAUCCCAUUUCCUCGUGGAGAGGAUGGGGAUGGUCCUUCCAGUGAUGGAGUUCAUGAGGAGCUCACCCCAGUCAACUCAGCCACCAGUACCCCUCAGCUGACGCCAACCAACAGCCUCAAACGCAGUGGGACCCACCACCGGCGCUGUGAGGUGGCUCUGCUUGGCUGUGGAGCUGUUCUGGCAGCCACAGGCCUAGGGUUUGACUUGUUGGAAGCUGGCAAGUGCCAAUUGCUUCCCCCAGAGGAGCCCGAGCCACCAGCUCGAGAAGAGAAGAAAAAGCGCGAGGGUCUUUUCCAAAGGGCCAGCCGCCCUCGUCGGAGUACCAGCCCCCCUUCCCGAAAGCUCUUCAAGAAGGAGGAGCCAAUGAUGUUGCUAGGAGACCCGUCUGCCUCCUUGACACUGCUCUCUCUCUCCUCCAUCUCCGAAUGCAACUCUACCCGCUCCUUGCUGCGCUCUGACAGUGAUGAGAUCGUUGUGUAUGAAAUGCCAGUCAGUCCAGUUGAAGCUCCACCCCUCACCUCGUGCACCCACAACCCUCUCGUUAAUGUCCGAGUGGAGCGCUUCAAGCGAGACCCUAAUCAGUCCCUGACUCCCACCCAUGUCACCCUCACAGCCCCUACACAGUCAAGUGGUCACAGGCGGACUCCUUCUGAUGGGGCGCUUAAGCCAACAGGAGCCCCCCCAGCACUAGCGAGCCGGAGCCCCUCCAGCAAUGGAAUGAGCCCCAGUCCUGGGACAGGAAUGUUGAAAACUCCCAGUCCCAGCCGAGACCCAGGUGAAUUCCCCCGUCUCCCUGACCCCAAUGUGGUCUUUCCCCCAACUCCAAGACGCUGGAACACACAAGGGGACUCCACCUUAGAGAGACCCAAGACCCUGGAGUUCCUGCCUCGGCCACGUCCUUCUGCCAACCGGCAGCGGCUGGACCCUUGGUGGUUUGUGUCCCCCAGCCAUGCCCGCAGCGCCUCCCCAGCCAACAGCUCCAGCACAGAGACGCCCAGCAACCUGGACUCCUGCUUUGCCAGCAGCAGCAGCACUGUAGAAGAGCGGCCUGCACUCCCAGCUCUGCUCCCUCUACAAGCAGGGCCACUGCCCCCCGCUGAGCGGACGCUUCUGGACCUGGAUGCAGAGGGGCAGAGCCAGGAUAGCACGGUACCCCUGUGCAGAGCGGAACUGAACACACAUGGGCCUUCCCCCUAUGAGAUCCAGCAGGAGUUCUGGUCUUAGUGUCAGAAGGGUCAGGGUGGGGCAAGGGGGAAGCCGGAGGAGAUGGAGGGAGCUGGCUGGCACAGCCCUGUCUCGGUUAGGCCCCCUGGGAUCCAGACCUCCUCCUUGCACUGAGAAUGCACUUUGAAGAUGGAAGGGAUGGAGACAGGGCCAGCCACUGCAGAGGGUCUCCUGCCCUGCAGGAUCUUUUCCCCAUGUUCGCUGGAGGGGCUGUGUCAGCUCUGGCUGUGUAGGAGAGGGAGGGCUUGUCCCCACCCUCCAGUCUUCCUCACCUUUAGGGUGACACUGCAGUCAUUCAGCCAGAUCUGUCCACUGCCUCUUCUCAGCCAGAGCUGUCCUGGAGUCCCUUUGUCAGCCAUGAGUUCUUCCGUCCAUACACUGGUACUGAUGUGCUAUGAUUGAUUCAUUUGGCUUGUCUUCCGCUCUUCCCAUGACUCGGUGUCUCCUUUGGUAUCGAUGAGUGUCUUGUGUCCUAAGUCCUUUUGUGCCA
This is a messenger RNA of Arvicola amphibius (Eurasian water vole), 3829 nucleotides long. It is a transcript of the gene Map3k9, whose product is annotated as mitogen-activated protein kinase kinase kinase 9. The record is from RefSeq and is a predicted model, not a curated record. Gene Ontology annotation, biological process: protein phosphorylation. The coding region runs from base 1 to 3339 and encodes 1112 amino acids. NCBI's taxonomy places the organism in Eukaryota, Metazoa, Chordata, Mammalia, Rodentia, Cricetidae. The transcript is spliced from 12 exons. Gene Ontology annotation, molecular function: protein binding; JUN kinase kinase kinase activity; ATP binding.